Cylicocyclus nassatus is the source of this 1567-nucleotide messenger RNA. The record is from the annotation of a GenBank genome assembly. NCBI's taxonomy places the organism in Eukaryota, Metazoa, Nematoda, Chromadorea, Rhabditida, Strongylidae.
AGCUUGGAUGCUCGACAGUGUCGAGUACGAAAAGUGGACAGCCAUGGAACCCGUGUACGUGUACCGUGAAAUCCGUGUGCCUACCUAUGAUAAUGGGACAUUCUGCCCGUGGAAGGCCGUGGAGCAGCUGAUUCCUCAAGAUUAUAUGAUUGCCAUGGCUCCACUAGUGCUAUGGAUGGCUGUGGUUAUCUACGGCACAUUCACUCCCACCUCUAUUCUUUCUUCACUGAGCCUUCGCACUUCCUUCAAAGAAUUAACUAUGGAGCGCCACUCACAGCUAGAUGUUUUGGACGUAUUUCGAGUGAUUGCCAUCUUUUGGGUGAUGAUCAAUCACACAGGAAGCGAAGGUCGUGUGGAUAUUCUAGACCGGCUCCCGUCAGCUGAAAGCUUUAAGCAAUCAGUGCACAACAAUCCGAUCUUUGGUGCACUUUUGGGAAACUCGGCCCUGGGAGUAGAAAUCUUCCUGGUCUUAUCGGGCCUACUUGGUGCCAGAUCAUGGAUGAGGAAAGCGGAUCAACCAUUCUUCAAGCACUACCGCGAGUUUAUUAUCAAAAGAGUUUUUCGUCUGGCACCUUCCAUCUUCUUCUUCGUUUAUAUAGCUGCUGGUCCCAUCAUGAAACACUUCUUGCCAAGGUACCACUCAUCCAUGAUCUCUGCGUGCGGUGUUAGCGGAAUCACUUCACAUCUAACCUUCUUGGGUAAUUGGCAGGCCACCCCUACCUGCAUGGGUUACCUCUGGUAUCUUGGCUUGGACAUGCAGCUCUACCUCAUCGCCCCAUUCCUACUACAUCUCCUUUAUAAACGACCACUCAUAGGAAAACUAACCGCAGCUUUGAUGAUUGUAGCCUCGAUGUUUAUACGAGGCGCUUACUGCACUUCUUAUGGAGUGUGUCACAAGAGCGAUGUUGAUAUACCGUUCAUCGCCUAUCCUGGUCAAGACCCAAACACUCUUGUCAGCAUCUACGCGGGUCUCUGGGAAAUGUAUGCUCGGCCAUACACUAAAUGUGGCCCAUUCCUACUCGGUUUGCUACUCGGUGUCGCGACUGUUGGCCUCAAGCCGCGAUUAAAUCGCACUACUUCACGAACCAUCGCCAGUGCAUUCUUCGUGUUGUGCAUUUGCGUCAUUUACGCUAUAUUGCCGCAGUAUUGGUACGGCGACUAUCUGACGCGAUACAAUCUGUACUACACUGCGACAUUCCGUACUUUGUUCAGCAUCGGAAUAUGUGGAAUGAUCGCAGCGAUUGUAUCGCGAUCGCAAAGUAAAUCCUGCUCUGUGCUCUGGUCGAUACUAGCUCGUCUCACCUACAACACCUACCUGCUUCACAUGCCGGUCAUUUACCUUUUCAACUACUCCCAAUACCUGCAACAAGCCCAAGGAGCCACUGAACUGCUUGUUGUCGUCCCGUUCGUGGCUGCGCUCAGCUUCAGUGCCGCCAGUGUAUUCUACUUCUUUGUUGAAUCUCCUCUUGGACGUAUGACAUCCUUAUGGAUCGAUGGCAUCAAUAGUAUGUUUGCGAGUCCUCUCGGGGUGAUAAGCGCUUUCCGUUCAAAAAUGCUAACCAAGUGA